Messenger RNA from Trichomonas vaginalis G3, 3681 nucleotides. Its product is annotated as CKK domain domain-containing protein. The record is from RefSeq and is a predicted model, not a curated record. Lineage: Eukaryota; Parabasalia; Trichomonadida; Trichomonadidae. Gene Ontology annotation, molecular function: microtubule binding. The coding region runs from base 1 to 3681 and encodes 1226 amino acids. The transcript has a single exon.
AUGGGAUAUAAGCCAUCAUCUGACUGUAUACCGCAAGAAUUAGCUAAUGAAAACUUAACACACCAUACUGCGCUUUGUUUAGUGCUAGAAUGGCUAAUUGUUGAUAAAUCUUUAACAAUAGAUGAUAUUUGUAAAGAUCUUCAACGCUUACCUCGCUCCUACUUUAUACUAGAACAUCGACCUACUAUGCUUGAUGAAGCAGUUUUGCUUUGGCUUUCAAAAUUUUCAACAAUACAAAAUUUACCUCCGUGCAAAGAUUUAUCAACGAAUUUACUUAAUGGGCAGCAUAUGGCAGCUGUUCUUUCACGUGUUUUCCCGCAACUAAUUAAUCAAAAAGAAAUUCAAAUUGGAGAAAAUUUAAAUGAAGACCAAAUCAACAAAAAUUGGGAUUUAAUACAUAAAGUAACAGAUUCAUUGAAUGCAUUUGUUCCUCCAAGAAGAAAACUCAGUCAGCAGCUUUUAUACACUUUCAUCGCAGAUAUUUUUUCAUCAACUCGUCCUGCAGCUAAAAAAUUUGUUAAACUUGAUCAGCCGAAGCCAAUAGAGUUACUUCCAAUGCCUGUAAGCCAAGAACCACCAAAACAAUUAGUUCAGCAACUUCCAAAACAAUACAUUCCUUAUGUUGCUCCAAUUAAACCUCCCGAGAAACCAAAACCAGCCAAAAAAGAAACAAAACCUAAACAAAAAUCCGAGAAAAAACAAACUGAAAAAGAAGAAAAUACGAAAUCAAAAGAUCAAACAAAAGAAAAAGAACAAAAAACCAAUGAAACAAAGCCUGAACAAUCAAAUGAAUCAACAAAAGAAAACGUAGAAAAAACAGAAGAAGAAAACAAAGCAAUGAAAGAUGAAAAUUUAGAUGUUUCAAAAGUGAAUGAAAAUAAAGAUCUUAAUGGAAAAACAGAAGAAGAAAACAAAGCAAAGAAAGGUGAAAAUUUAGAUGUUUCAAAAGAGAAUGAGACCAAAGAUCUUAAUGGAAAAACAGAAGAAGAAAACAAAGAUAAAGAUGUCAAUGAAACUCAAGAAGAAAACAAAGAUAAGGAAGUUAAUGAAACAAAGGGAGAAAAUAAGGAAAAAGUUGAAAAACAAGAAAUUCCAAUUGAAAAUGAAAGCCAAGAUGAUAAAAAAGAAACAGAAAACAACGAAGUAGAACUUGUUAAAGAAAGAGAUAUUUCUGAUGAAGAAAAUGACAAAAACAAAGAAACAGAGAAAACAAAUGAACUCAAGGAAGAAAGCAUAAAAGAAGUUGGAUUAAGUUUAUCAAGUAAAUCAUCAAAGAGUAGUGAAAAUGGACUCACACAAUUACAAGAAGAAUCUUUACAUGAAUCAAAUUCAUCAAAUAAAAGCAAAUCAAGUCAUUCUAAGAAAUCAAACAAAUCAGAUCAUUUAAGUUCUUCUUCUCUCAACCAAGUGAUUGUUCUAUCAGAUACAGAUCAAAAAGAGAAUGAAGACAAAAUGAAAUACAAAGCAUCAGCUGUUAAACGCUCUGACUUUAAUUCAGAACCAGAUAAACAUGCUCCUUUAUCUGUUUCUAGCCAAAUUUCUGCAAAAACAAAUGACGAUGGAUUCUUAAGAAGAGAAAGCUGCCGCAAAACUGAUAACUCAAUAGAAAGUAUUGAUUCAGAACCACAUGUUAAUGAUCCAAGCGAAUCUAAGAAAUCAUAUUCGAGUAGAUCUCGCCAUAAACAUAGAAAACCAUCACAUACAAGUAAUAUUUCAUCAUCAGAUCAUAACCAAUACUCCAAAUUCGAAUCAAACACAAGUGAUACAAUGAAAUCAGAUUAUUCGAAGAAUGAUGAGCUAAAAUCAGAGCAUUUUUCAAUAUCAACUGGUAGCAAGUCGCAAUCACAUCAUUCUUCAUCGAAGUCCAGCCGAAAUUUGAGUUCAGAAAUUGAAUCAAAUUUAAACUCACAAAGUUUGAAGUCAGAAGCGAAAAAUAUUGCAAGAGCAGCACAAAGACUUGCACUAGAGGCAAGCAGACUUAAAAUAUCUCAAGCAGCCGAAACUUUAUCGAAAUCUCAACAAAAACCACCAGAAGAAAACAAAACUCAGUAUCAAACAAUGUAUCAACCACCACAACCUCCUCCACAAUAUCCGAAUCCAUAUCCAAAUCCUUAUUUCACCGCUCAAAUGCCAAAUCCUUACAUGAACACAGGAUAUCCCCCGUUCUAUGGUGUUCCUCCCCCUCAAUUUAUGCCUCCUUUCCAACAAAGUUAUUCACAACCAUAUUUCACACAAAAUACUCCACAACAGAUACUUACAAGGACCAGUUCUCAGCCAAAUUUCGAGAGAACGAACAAAGAAUCACAAGAAAUGACUCUUUGUCUUGGAGAAUUAGACGAAGAUGAUUCCGCAGCGAUGGCUGAUGCUUUGAGGUAUUUCUAUUCACUGCCUCCUAGCAGACAAAACGCAGAAACACUCAGGAAAUCUGUUAGAAUGCAGUAUGGAAAAUAUGCAAAUGAAAACAAAGUUAAAAAUGUUGAAAACACUUUACUUUCCAUUUUGAAGAGGGUUGUUUCAAGAGAUGAUUCUAUUCCUAGGAUGCUGAUGGAGAUAUCAUCAAAUAUAUUUGGUGAUGGUAACACAAAAACAACAAAAGCAGUGCAAACUUCUGAAGUUGAACCUGAUUUGAAUUCAUCUGAUACAAAGAAGAAAAAGAAGAAUAAAAAGCAUCACCAUGACUCAUCAUCUGAUAUAAGAUUAAGCAAAAGUAGUGAUUCUGAUGAAUAUUCUACUGAUUAUUCAAAACAUCGAACAAAAACUGUUAAGAAAGACAGUGAUAGUAGCAACAAAUAUUCUGAAUAUUCAGAUAUUAGUCAUGCAAGCAGGAGAAAAGCAGAUGUCUCUGAAAAUUCAGAAAGAAAAUCUAAAAAAAGCAAAACCAAAAGUCAAACAGACAAAGAUCAAAAAGUAAAGAGUAAUGAUGAAUUGUCAGACAAACAUAGUGAAGAUUUCCAAGAAAAAUCAAGAUAUGUUGAAAUCAAACCAAAUAUAUCAGAGAAUUUAACUCAGAAAACGGAAAAAGAAGAGAAGGGCAGUUCUCAUGACCCAAAGGAAGAUACAGGACCUCAAAAAAUGGAAGUUGUUAAAGAAGAUAUGAUGAUUCAAAAUACUUCACCGACAAACACAGCUGAAACACAAACAUUAGUUGCUGCAAUACAUAGAGAUCGCACAUUAAGGAUGGAUGACACAGAAGAUCUCUUUGAUGUUCCUCCAAGAAAAUCAUUUAGUGAAAUUCCAGGAAAAGUUGAAAUAAAUUCCUUCAAAUUCAAUGAUUUCACUAAAGAAGAGAAGCGUCAAAUACAAGCUCGCAACACAACCAUCAUGCCUAACCUUGGCGUUAUAAAACUUGCUUUGACAUUUAAUUUACUUCCUUGUGAAAGAAAUGAUUCAAGAAGAGAUGACUUAAUUGCAGCUUUAUCAGGUUUUCCUUCAGAUAGAAUUAUUCUUUUGAUGUCUUCAAUCAACAUGAAAUACAAAGGAUCUUAUAUUCUUGAUGAGAAUUGCACUAAAUGCGUUAGAUUUCAUGGCCAAGGUCCAAGCGUGAUUCAUUGUAAAGAUGUUGGAGUUUUCUUCAAAUUUAAUACGUCAACAAAGAAAUUUGAUAAGUUGGAUACAUUCCAUUACACACAAACAACAGAUGCUAUUGUUCUGAAAAGAGAUUUAGAACCACAAUCGUGGUAA